Messenger RNA from Aspergillus fumigatus Af293, 2823 nucleotides. The record is from RefSeq and is a predicted model, not a curated record. Lineage: Eukaryota; Fungi; Ascomycota; Eurotiomycetes; Eurotiales; Aspergillaceae.
AUGCCAUCUGGUGUGCCUCAGGACAAGCAAUCAUUGUUGCCGAGACGCACCUCCCUGCGAUUAGCACAGUCGAACCCCAGAUCCACCGCCGACCGUCCGAGUGACCACGGGGCUAAUCAGAGAAAUGAAGAGAUUGAUCAGAGCUGUGUCUCUACUUCAGUCGAGGUUGCUAUACCCUUGAAGCAGUCACCUCCGUGCGCUUCUUCUUCCUCUUCCUCGGAUGACACGUUUGGGGAAGGAAGAAACGACUAUGAUACUCCUGCAACUAGCAUUGUUAUGACUCCUGCAGAGUCCGAUGUGAAUAAGCCCAGGAGGAGAGUUAAUGCUUCUACGCGAGCUCGGGAACUUCGCUCAAGAACAACGCCCCUCAGUAGCAUGCAAAGAGGGCUUAAGCGGAACGCCGCAGCACUCUCCCCGGAUGACUCGACUCUGGGUGCCUCAGACGAGGCUUUCGCUGAGGCUCUGCAAAUGCAAGAAUAUCAGGAAUCCUUUUCCAAGCGUCGGAAGAUUGCCGUGAGCGCCAGUCGUGACACCCCAGAGAUCGAAAAAUCUACCGAGGAUGAUGACAUCCUGGAGCACAUCGAUUCUGACGGCUUCGAGGAUGCUGAGGAUGAAGAGGACCUUGAGCCUUGGCAGCCAAAGCGCAGUAUUAGGACUUCUCGGCGGUCGACAACGCAGCAAACCGUUCCGGAUAGCGAAGCUUCUGACUUAAGUGAUGAUGAAGCAGGGGAUGGAAACUAUCAAACUGAAUCGGAAGCAGAGGGCCCCCCAUCGUCUAGUAGUGAGGAGGAGCCUUUGAUUGCCGAAAGGGCGAGGAACUCCGGCAGAUCAAAUGCCAGUUCAGGCUCACGAGCGCGGAGGCAAGCGUUAAGGAACCAACGACGCACUCUUAUUCCAUCUUGGAUGAGUCAACGAGCUUACAGGGAGCGACGCAAACUUGAAAAGCAACAUCCUCUCAUCACAAAAAUGUGGGACGACUUGAAGAACACGCCCCCUAUUACACCGGUACUAGCAGAACAGCCUCCGGGCAUUUCGAGAACGCUGAAGUCGUACCAGCUCGAGGGCUUGAACUGGAUGUUGCAGCAAGAGAAAAGCCAAUAUAAAGGUGGUUUGCUGGGUGACGAGAUGGGCAUGGGCAAGACUAUCCAGGCGGUCUCCCUUCUCAUGUCUGAUUAUCCUGUCGGCAAACCAUCGCUUGUUGUGGUGCCACCUGUUGCUUUAAUGCAAUGGCAGUCUGAAAUCAAAGAAUACACGAAUGGCCAGUUGAACGUUCUUGUGUACCACAACUCCAAUGCCAAGGUCAAACACUUAACAAAGCAAGACCUUGAAUCUUAUGAUGUGAUCAUGAUCUCUUAUUCCGGCCUCGAAUCCAUUCAUCGGAAGGAGUGGAAAGGAUGGAACCGCAACGACGGAAUCGUGAAAGAAGAUACGCAUAGCAUCAAGCAACGGACUACAAGUGUUGCACGUGCAUGUUUUGCCCUUAAAGCCUCUUAUAAGUGGUGUCUUUCUGGCACUCCUGUUCAGAAUCGGAUCGGCGAAUUCUUCUCCCUUCUUCGCUUCCUCGAAGUACGCCCAUUUGCGUGCUACUUCUGCAAACAGUGCAAAUGUCAGCAACUUCAUUGGUCCCAGGAUGCGGAUAAACGUUGUGGCAAUUGCAAGCACAGUGGGUUCAGCCAUGUAUCAGUCUUCAAUCAGGAGAUCCUGAAUCCCAUUACCGAACGAGACAAUCCAGAAGCCCGCAAGGAGGCCCUGGCCAAACUUCGCUUGAUAACUGAUAGGAUCAUGCUGCGUCGAGUCAAGCGCGAUCACACCGCUUCAAUGGAGCUUCCUCCGAAACGCGUUGUUCUGCAUAACGAGUUUUUCGGAGAAAUCGAACGUGAUUUUUCCAGGAGCAUCAUGACGAAUUCUACCCGGCAGUUCGAUACAUACGUUAGCCGAGGCGUGAUGUUGAACAACUACGCCAACAUCUUCGGUCUGAUCAUGCAGAUGCGGCAGGUUGCGAAUCAUCCAGACCUGAUCUUGAAGAAGCAUGCCGCCGGUGGACAGAACGUCCUGGUAUGCAGUAUCUGUGAUGAGCCUGCGGAAGAGGCUAUUCGGUCUCGUUGUCAUCAUGAGUUUUGUCGUCGUUGUGCCAAAGAUUACAUCCAGUCUUUCGAAGCAGACAGCGUCGUUGAUUGUCCUCGCUGUCACAUCCCCCUCUCUAUUGAUUUCGAGCAGCCAGAUAUUGAGCAGGAUGCGGAUCACAUCAAAAAGAACUCCAUCAUAAAUCGCAUCCGAAUGGAGGACUGGACUUCGUCGACGAAGAUCGAGAUGCUUGUUUACGAGCUGUACAAAUUGAGGAGCCAGAAGCAGACUCACAAGUCCAUCGUUUUCUCGCAAUUUACCUCUAUGCUUCAGCUUGUUGAAUGGCGUCUUCGUCGGGCUGGUUUCAACACCGUCAUGCUGGAUGGGACGAUGACACCUGCACAGCGUCAGAGAUCAAUUGAUUAUUUCAUGAAUAACGUUGAUGUAGAGGUUUUCCUUGUGUCUUUGAAAGCAGGGGGUGUGGCCUUGAACUUGACCGAGGCCUCAAGAGUUUUCAUCGUCGACCCGUGGUGGAAUCCAGCUGCUGAAUGGCAAAGCGCAGACCGAUGCCAUCGUAUUGGUCAACGACGGCCCUGUGUCAUCACCCGGCUCUGCAUUGAGGAUUCUGUAGAAUCGCGAAUUGUUCUGCUGCAAGAGAAGAAGGCAAAUCUCAUCAACGGCACGUUAAACAAAGAUCAAGGGGAGGCGCUGGAAAAGCUCACCCCGGAAGAUAUGCAGUUCUUGUUCCGCGGAUCGUGA